ACUCUCCUCUGUAAAUAUCUCGAAUUCAAUUCUAAAACUUCUCCGAUUGGUUGACUUCUCUUUUAGUAUAACCGACUUCGAAAAUCAAUGGGUGUUGAUUACUACAAUGUACUAAACGUGAAUCCAAGCGCAAGCGAAGAUGAUCUCAAGAAAUCUUACCGGAGAUUAGCAAUGAAAUGGCAUCCCGACAAAAAUCCCACGAGCAAGAAAGAAGCGGAAGCUAAAUUCAAACAGAUCUCCGAAGCUUACGACGUCUUAAGCGAUCCUCACAAGCGUCAGAUCUACGAUCAAUACGGUGAAGAUGGACUCAAGUCUUCCGAUCAAGAGACGGCGGCUCCGCAGCGGAGUUACUCAUCCGUUAACAACGACGCUGGGUUCCGGUACUAUCCACGAGACGCAGAAGAUAUCUUCGCCGAGUUUUUCGGCGCGUCGGGGGAAGUAUUCGGCGGAGGAGGGACCAGCGGCGGCGGAGGCGGCGGAGGCGGCGGAGGCGGCGGAGGCGGCGGCGGCGGGAGGAGGAACGGUGAAAACGGAGGAAGCAGAUAUAGAAGCGCGGAUGCGGCGAGUCAGACGAGUAGGAAAACGCCGCCGGCGAAUAGGAAAGCUCCGGCGAUUGAGAGCAAGUUGGCUUGUACUCUUGAGGAGUUGUAUAAAGGUGGGAGGAGGAAGAUGCGAAUUUCACGCGUUGUUCCCGAUGGUUUUGGAAAGCCAAAGCCAGUCGAGGAGAUCUUGAAGAUAGACAUAACACCAGGAUGGAAAAAAGGAACAAAGAUAACAUUCCCAGAGAAAGGAAACCAAGAACCAGGCGUGACUCCUGCAGAUCUCAUCUUUGUCAUCGACGAGAAACCACAUUCGGUCUACAAAAGAGACGGGAAUGAUCUGAUCGUAGAGAAGAAAGUCUCGCUCUUGGAGGCUCUAACAGGGCUCACUCUUAGCUUAACAACAUUAGACGGGAGGAACCUGACUAUACCGGUUUUGGAUAUCGUUAAACCGGGUCGGGAGAUUGUGAUUCCUAACGAAGGAAUGCCAAUUUCUAAAGAAGUUUCCAAGAGAGGAGAUCUUAGGAUCAACUUUGAGAUUUGUUUCCCUUCGAGGUUGACGCCGGAACAGAAGACAGAUCUUAAGAGAGUUCUUGGUGGAUGUGGAAUUGACAACUAGUUUCAAGCUUAAGUUCUUGAACUCAGAGAGUAUAUUCAGUGUACAUAUACAAUAUGGUACAAAAGCUUACGAAUAAAGAGCUCAAGAUGAGACGCAUCGGGUCUUUUUCGGUCCAGAUGUCAUCUGUUGAUGGAUAAUUUUUGGACAGAAAUGCUCUGUUCGAUGUCAUCGAAUAUAUUCGGACUCUUA
Messenger RNA from Eutrema salsugineum, 1347 nucleotides. RefSeq names its product dnaJ homolog subfamily B member 1. The record is from RefSeq and is a predicted model, not a curated record. Lineage: Eukaryota; Viridiplantae; Streptophyta; Magnoliopsida; Brassicales; Brassicaceae. Bases 88 to 1158 code for a protein of 356 amino acids. Gene Ontology annotation, cellular component: cytosol. The transcript has 2 exons. Gene Ontology annotation, molecular function: protein-folding chaperone binding.